Messenger RNA from Pseudozyma hubeiensis SY62, 5154 nucleotides. RefSeq lists its product as hypothetical. NCBI's taxonomy places the organism in Eukaryota, Fungi, Basidiomycota, Ustilaginomycetes, Ustilaginales, Ustilaginaceae. The record is from RefSeq and is a predicted model, not a curated record. Gene Ontology annotation, molecular function: ATP binding; ATP hydrolysis activity; methylcrotonoyl-CoA carboxylase activity. The transcript has 2 exons. Gene Ontology annotation, cellular component: mitochondrion; methylcrotonoyl-CoA carboxylase complex. Bases 1 to 5154 code for a protein of 1717 amino acids. Gene Ontology annotation, biological process: L-leucine catabolic process.
AUGCUGGCAAGGCCAACGAUCCAUCGAAUCGCCUCGGGCGCUGCUCGUCAAGCCCACAACAACCUUAAUCACGGCACGAGAACUUACCGUGCAGCGUCUCAUUCCCUCUUUCAGGAGCAGCAGAGUGUACUACCCAACAAUUUGGAUCCAUCCUCGGACGAUUUCUUGGCCAACAAGACCUACAUGGACGGCCUCGUGAACAAACUCGAUGCGACGCAUGCAAAGCUGGCUUUAGGCGGCAGCGAAAAGGCGAGAGCACGACACGUCUCUCGUGGAAAGAUGCUUGCUCGCGACCGUGUUACUGCUCUGCUCGAUCACGGCUCACCCUUCGUCGAGCUUUCACCUAUGGCUGCGUACGAGAUGUAUGGCAACGACGAGAUUCCCGGCGCUGGAAUGAUCUCAGGUAUCGGGCGCGUUUCGGGCACAGAGUGCAUGAUUGUCGCCAACGACCCCACCGUCAAGGGCGGAAGCUACUAUCCCAUCUCGGUCAAGAAGCAUCUUCGAGCCCAAGCUAUUGCGCGCGAGAAUCGAUUGCCAUGCGUCUACCUCAACGAGAGCGGUGGAGCGGCGUUGCCUCAUCAGGCAGACGUGUUCCCCGACGAGAACCACUUUGGUCGCAUCUUUUACAAUAUGGCCCAGAUGUCGGCGCUCGGCAUCCCGCAGAUCUCGGUGGUACACGGCAUCAGUGUAGCCGGCGGCGCCUAUGUACCAGCCAUGGCCGACGAGACGAUCAUUGUGCGCAAUCAGGGCACCAUCUUCCUCGCUGGUCCUCCGCUCGUCAAGGCAGCUCUCGGAGAGGUGGUCGACGACGAGACGCUUGGCGGAGGAGAGAUGCACUGUAGCGAGUCCGGUGUCACUGAUCAUCUCGCCGUGGACGAUGCACACGCUAUCGCUCUGGCACGAGAGGCGGUGGCCAACCUUGGUCUGUGUGGUCGCUCGAACGCCGCCCUUGGCGAAACGUCGUUCGAGCAGCCCUUGUACGACGCCUCGGAGCUGCACGGCAUCAUUCCCGAGAAUGCUCGAAAGCCUUUCGACAUUCGCGAAAUCAUCUCUCGUCUGGUGGAUGGAUCGCGCUUCCACGAAUUCAAGAAGCUGUACGGUAACACCAUUGUUACGGGCUUCGCCAAGAUCGCAGGACAGGAUGUGGGCAUCAUUGGCAACAACGGAGUCCUGUUUGGAGAGUCGGCCAAGAAGGCGACGAGCUUCAUUCAGCUAUGCAACCAGCGUCAGACGCCGCUCGUAUUCCUGGUCAAUGUGACCGGCUACAUGGUCGGCACUAAAGCCGAACGCUCCGGCAUCGCCAAGGACGGCGCCAAGAUGGUGCGAGCGGUGGCCUGCGCCAACGUGCCCAAGUUUACUGUUAUUGUGGGUGGCAGUUUCGGUGCAGGCAACUACGGCAUGUGUGGACGAGCGUACAGUCCUCGCUUCCUGUGGAUGUGGCCUAACGCACGCGUUGGUGUGAUGGGCGGAGAGCAGCUGAGCCAGGUCAUGGGUACGGUGAGCAGCGACAAGUCCAAGCAAGAGGGUCUGCGCGACAAGAUCGAGAAGCAGACGCUGCCCGAGUACGCCAGUGCUCGACUCUGGGACGACGGCAUCAUCCGGCCGCAAGAUACCCGCAGCGUAUUGGCGUUGGGCCUGAGCGUGGCCAACACGGGACGAUGGAGGAGCUCGCAGCGUGGCGACGCAGGUGGCUCUCGUCAUCCUGCAUGGGACGGCAACAACUACGGAGACGGCGUCUACCGUUGGCCUCUGGAAGCCUCCCUUCAACAACGGCAACCACCAACUUCCAUCACCGCCACGCUCGUCUACACCUUUUUCGUGGCGAAGGUCAUAAAGAGACUUCCGGUCUCGCACUUCGUCGACAUGGCGGAACCGAGCAUGCUGGACGCCAACGGUCUCCUCGACCUCGACAUGCCCGCCAACAGCUCUCUCCUCUCGCAGGCAAAGGCUGACGAGCUCUUCCCAGGCGCAGUCGAUCCCUUCCGCGAGAGAGACCUCAACAUCUUCAGUCCCGCCGGCUCGCAGAGCGAAGCUCAGAAGGCGCUCAAUGCCUGGGGCUCGCAAGGCUCUGCAAAGCUCCAUCUUGGCGCAAGCACGCGAAGCCCAGAACGAGGUGAUGCCAUGGACUUUGACGCCGAGAUCGAUAUCAACCAGCUUCUCGAUGAGGAAAUGUAUAUCAUGCAGGACGACAGUGCUCAACAAUCGCGGACUCAAGUGAGGCCGAAUCAGGUGGCGCAGAUGGAACAUGACGACGACGAGCUCGAAGCUUUCCUGCUCGCCGAAGACGAGCACACAGCAUCACACGCUGCUGAGCUUGGACAGGCUCCCGCCUCGCAGCGCUUCCCCUCUCCCCCGCCUGACACGAUCUCAUCUCGAGCCGCUUCGUCCGUUUCUGAUCUCCUGGAAAGCAACGGUCUGCUCGGCAGCUCUUCUCUGCCUAGCUCCCAGCAAUCCGUGCCUCCAGCGCCAAAGUCACAGGCGUUGACAGCAGAUCCGUUCCUAACAUCAGCUCAACCUUCUUCUAGAGCAAUUGAAGCGCUCUCGACGUUCGCAGUGCAUGCUGAAGGGCCAAGCACACCCUCUGCAUCUGCCUUUACCACACACGAUGCUGGAGCUGGGCCAUCGCGAUUACCGCCGCGCUUACAGCCGGCAGGCAUUCCCAAGUACAUUCCUGCUGGUUUUGUCAAUGCCACCACGAUGGACGGCACACCAAUCCGCUUCGAGCGCCGCAAACGCAUGAAGGGCUGGAAGCAGCCGGCCAUCAUGUCGGAUGUCGAUGCUUCGCAGCUAUUGGAGCGUCCCAUACACCAGUUGCUCGAUGCUGUGGCAGCAUUGAAGGCACUCGAUGUCGUCGAACGCGGCGAGCAGCACCAAGACCAGGCUCGACGCUCGCCAGACGGUGACGCAGCUAACGCAUCCAAGUCUGUGUCACAACUGUGGGUGGACAAGCAUCGGCCGGCCAAAUUCACCGAGCUUCUCGGAGACGAACGCGUCCAUCGUGAGGUGCUAGGCUGGCUCAAGGAAUGGGACGAGUGCGUCUUCAAACGUAAGAACCAUCGUAAGGAGCGUCAUCGACAGUACAUCCAGGCAAAGUACGGCUACACUGACAACGGUGCCGGUGACAAGGGCGCAGAGCAUAUUUGGAAAGAUCCCUACGGUCGUCCCAAAGAGCGCAUCAUGAUGAUCUCGGGGCCACCGGGAUUGGGAAAGACGACGCUCGCCCACGUCAUCGGUGCCCAUGCUGGAUACAAUGUUUACGAGCUCAAUGCCAGCGAUGCACGCACAGCUGGAGCCGUCGAAGAUGUCAUCAAGAUGGCGCUCGAAUCUGGUAGUCUCAAAGACCCCAGACCGACGCUCGUGGUCAUCGACGAGAUCGACGGUGCCACGGGAGGAGGCGGGGGAGCGACAGGUGAAUCCCACGGCUUUGUCCGUGCACUUGUGCGGCUCGUCGAGAUGGGUAAAGGUGCUGGGCCCAAGGCGGCUGGUUUGGCAGCGCGUGGCAAGAAGCAGCGUAAAGGAUUCAAGCCACUUCUUCGGCCCAUCAUCUGCAUCUGCAACGACCUCUACGCCCCUUCGCUCCGACCAUUGCGGCCCAUGUCGAAGCUGGUCCGCUUCAACAAGCCGCCCACCAACCUUGUGGUCAAGCGUCUGCGCGAAGUCUGCGAGGCCGAAGCGCUUUCCGUGGAAGCCCGAGGCCUGUCUCUGCUAGCAGAGCUGACCAAUGGCGACAUCCGUUCGUGCCUUAAUGCGUUGGAGUUCGCAAAGACCAAGAACAUCGCCCUCACUGAAGCCGCCGUCAAGAGCGCCUCGAUCGGCAUCAAGGACACGGGCGGCACCGUUCACAAAGCCUGGGAGAUGCUCUUCCGGCGUCAGAAUCGCAAGCAAGCUGCAGCGUCGAGCAUGAAAGGUGCCAACGCCAAAGCUACAGAUGCGGAUGCCUCGCCAUGGAACUCGUCGCGCAAGGCAUCCUCCAAUGAAUUGACCUCUGACGGAAGAGAAAAGCAAAAGGAGUUCAAUCUCAUCGACACGCCUCAGGAGAACGUCAACCGCAUCAUCCACGAGGUCGCCAGCUGCAACGAGUACGACAAGCUGGCCCAGGGUUGCUUUGAGCAUUACCCUACGCUUCGUGCCGCUGACGGUGGCUGGAAGCGGUAUCGCCAGGUGCACGACUGGCUACAUUUUGGACAGAGCAUCACAUCGCGUGCGUGGUCGCAGGGCAACUUCGAACUUCUCGGCUUCAUGCCUUGGUCGUUUGUCUGUUGGCAUCUUCUCUUCGCCCACGUGGGAAACGCGCUGCCAGAGUAUCCCAAGGUCGAUUACGAGAAUCAUCUCAAGACGUCUGCCUUCAACGAGAUUGCCUCUCAGAUCGUCGGCACCCUUCCCGCAAAUGUCCGCUCGCAGUUCAAUCGACACUCUGUCAUUACCGAGCUCGGCCCGUCACUCAUGCGAAUCCUGACUCCGGAUCUUCGACCUAUCAACAACCAGCUGUCACGGGCAGAAGACAAGCAGGCUUUUGCUUCGCUCGUGUCCAUCAUGACUUCGCUCAACGUCAGGUUCGUUCAGGACAAGAUCUCGGAGGAGGAGGCUGCAGCCACGGGUCAGACGGCAGGACAGCUGGUGUACAAGCUCGAUCCGCCGCUCGACAUCUUCACGCAGUUCGAGGGGAAACGGUCCAAGGAGAUUGGGCCGUCUCGCUUUGCCGUGCGACAGCUUGUGGCUAGGGAGAUGGAACGCCAGCUGCUGCGUAGGAACACGGGUGUCGAAGGCGACGAAGACGAUGCAGGUUCCACCUCCAAAUCAGCUACGGCCAUCUAUCGAUCCAAGAGCGCCAACGUGGAUGCUGCACGGGACGCAUUGAAAGCCAAGAAGGAGAAGAUGGCUGUCGACUUUUUUGGUCGACCCAUUGUGCAGAAGAGCGCCUCGGUGCCUGCAGGGCUCUCCGCGGUACCUAUUCCAGAGGGUAUGGGCGGUCAAAAGCGAAAGGCGUCGGAAGGCCGAUCCUCCAGCGCUCGUGACCUGACGCCGAGCGACGCAUCGGCGUACACAGCAGCGAAACCCGUCGCUGGCGACGACAAGAUCAAGGUGUUCUACAGAUACCACGAAGGAUUCUCCAACGCGGUACGCAGACCCAUGAAGAUCUCUUCGCUGCUUUAG